AUGAAAUAAAUUGCCUGUUUGAAACAUGAUUUAUCAUAUUUGUUAUUUAUAAAACAAGAGGCAAAGUAUAUUUGUGAAUAAUGUUGCCUGGAAUUCAAUGAAUAAUAAUACAUUUAAUUUGAAUGGUAAAAGUUAAUUGUCAUCAAUAAAGUAUAAUUUAUAUAUAUUAUAUGAAAGGCACUAUAAUCACCAGAACAUUUAACUUCAAAACUUGGUCUCCCAUUUUCCCUCUAUGUUUUCUUCUGCGAUUUAGAUAAAUUGGAUGAUAAAGCCAUGAAUAGUCUUCUAAUAAAUUCCUAGAGUUAAUUUUAAAAUAUAGAAAAAGCCGCAUGA
Paramecium sonneborni is the source of this 333-nucleotide messenger RNA. The record is from the annotation of a GenBank genome assembly. Lineage: Eukaryota; Ciliophora; Oligohymenophorea; Peniculida; Parameciidae.